Messenger RNA from Orussus abietinus, 3676 nucleotides. RefSeq lists its product as uncharacterized. The transcript is spliced from 12 exons. Gene Ontology annotation, biological process: carbohydrate metabolic process. Lineage: Eukaryota; Metazoa; Arthropoda; Insecta; Hymenoptera; Orussidae. Bases 176 to 2986 code for a protein of 936 amino acids. The record is from RefSeq and is a predicted model, not a curated record. Gene Ontology annotation, molecular function: beta-N-acetylhexosaminidase activity; protein binding.
AAAACUCGUCCCUCGAAUGGCUAAUGCGAUUCGCUUGGCGAAUUAUUACGAGACAAAGGAAAAACGCCCGCUAGGAUUUCAUGCUCGCUGUAAACGACUUUAGUAAUGUGUUGGACAGUUUUCGCCAAUUUUCAUAAUGCCAAGAUAAUACUCUGGAAAUAGAGAAAAUUCAACGAUGCAGGACAUCUGUGAGAAUAUUCGAACGGCAAUUGAGCAUGGACGAACCGAUAUUAUCAGAUCUCUCUUGGACGCAUGUGAAAAUGGAAAUGCUGGAGAUGGAGUUACAAGGGAAAAAAUAUUGAAUCAACCUGUUUUAGAAGAUGGAACAUUCCUCUUAUAUGCUUCCAAAACAAAUCAACCUGAUGUAGUUCGGACUUUGUUAAGUUACGGAGCAGAUCCAUCUGUACAAAAUUCACAGGGACAAAAUGCAGUUGAUGUGGCUUCCACUGAAACAAUGCGCCAGAUUUAUGUAGAAGAAUUACUAAGAGCAACAGCUGCAUCUAAAGUGAGUAGAGUAAUUCAGUUGCUUGCCACUGGUAUAGAUAUUAACUCAUGGGAUUCCGAAGGUAGUAAAAAUACACCACUUCAUUGGGCAGCUUGCUAUGGUAACAAGGAUAUUGUCGCUUGUCUUAUAGAUCGUGGGGCAGAUGUUAAUGCAGAGAAUGGAUGUGGUGCCACACCUCUGCAUGAUGCAGUGAAUCGAGGGGAUGUUGCUAUUUGCCAAGAAUUAUUGCAAUCUGGAGCUAAUCCUCUUGUGCAUGCAGUAAAAGGAACGUUCUCCGGAAAGUCACCUUAUGAUCUCUCUCGUAAUAAACCCCAUCUUCAGUGUUUACUUCAAGGAUUUCUUCCUAGUAACUUUAGUAGAGAGUCCGAAGCCAUGCAUAGCCCUCCCGUCCAAUUUGCAGAAACAAAUUUCUCUCAGAAAUCUCUUUCCAAUAACAUUAGUCAACUCUCCGUCGAUUUGAACAAGUCGUCAGAUCAAGCAUAUGACAUUCCAACAAGAGAAUCAUGUGGCUCUGAAAGUCCUCUUGGGGCAGCAAUGGAGAGAGAUGGAAUAUACAAUUUAAUUUGGCCAGUGCCAAAGACCAUUAUUGAGUUCAACACACUUUCGGGACCAUUCAUUGCUGGGAAGGAACUUUUCAUAUCCAUCAUCCAAGGAAGUGAAUCUAUACACAGGAUAUUAGAUGUAUGGGAAGUUAGUAGAACACACCUUCUGGAUUUGGGUCACGACGUAAAAAUUGGAGAAGUUCAGCCAGGUUCGGGCAGACUUCCAGAAGAUAACAGAAUAGAAUGCAUUGUUAACAAGAAGCUAUUCAAUUGUCCAGAAGGCUAUCAGUUGCAUAUAUCCCAAUCAUCGAUUAAAAUUAGUGCCGGUAGCUUAGCUGGACUCCACUAUGCAGUUUGUACCCUGGUGCAAAUUCUGCGGUUAAGCAAAAAUCCUAACACAGAAGUGUGCGAAAUUGAUUCAGUGCUGAUAAAAGACGAACCUAGGUUUGUUCAUCGAGGAGUACUCCUCGACAUUUCUCCGAAAGGCCGAAUUCCCAACAUUGAGUAUUUACUCCACACAAUAGAUCUGUGGUCUUCCUUCAAAAUAUCGCACCUGCAUCUCUAUUCUAGAUUAACUCUAACCUGCGAGUGGCAGCUUUGUUACUCAAGAUCUGAAAUGGUCACUAUUGAUCGCUACUGCAAAGAACGUCACUUGGAUUUAGUGCCAGUGCUAGACGUUGAUUCCAAUGUAAGUCAACGGCACCUGGGUCAAAUGUGGCCAGUGUUCCAAGAAUUAUUAGCAACCUUUCCAAGCUUAAGCUACGUCCACGUGGGACCAAGAUUGGCAAGUCUGCUGGUCCAGCCGGAAAGCCUUGACUCCAGUUUCUCAAUAAAUGAGACUGUGGAAACAGACAUGUCUGAAGUCUUCAAGUCAUAUUCUUCUCUUCAAGAAUUGUGGCAUAUUCUCAAUCUGAGCACUAACACUACUCUAUUGCUCUGUUCUAAUGGCCUGCAUUCUAAACCAGAGUUUCGAAGUGUACCCAUUAACGUCAUCCUUGUUGAAUAUGGUUUUCAGGCUGAUUACGAUUUUUCAGAAUGGACGGAGACAUUCCGAAUCGCUGGUGGAAAUGUAUUGCCUAGCUCUGGUACUGCGAGUUACAAUAGUCUUGCAGGUUGCCCUGCUUCAACUUAUGCUAAUACAAGAAAUGCUGUAAAAACUGCUGCGGAACAGAGUUCCAUAGGAAUAUUAAUUGCUCAUUGGUCUGGUAGCCAUCAUUUGACUCCCCAUACAUUCGCUUGGGUGGGAUAUUUGAUCGGAGCUGGUUUAGCUUGGAAUCCAAAUACUGAAAUUGAUGUGGUGCCUUUCGAUGGCUUUGAGCUUCGUUCAAGCAGAUUACAGCACCAGCGGUCUUUGAUCAAAUUACUGGAUAUUCAUGUCUUCCAAGACUCUGAGCACAAAAUAGGAAGUGCGAUCAUAGAAUUGGGACGUGUGGACACUUUAGUUCUCACCUUGAGCAAGAACCAAGGGACAAACGACUUGAAACAGAUUCCGGAUAAUCGAGGAUCUACACUCUACAGAUUGCUAACCGAUCCAAAUAACGUCAACUUGGAGUUUCUGUCAGCUGAUUUAUUUGCGAAAAUGACGAAGCAGAUUAAGCGAGUGUCGCAUUCCUUGUACGAGGGGAAUCUCGCAUCGAAAUUUGCUUCAAUGGAGGUGCAAGAACUCCAGUUGACAGCUGAUCUGAUGUUGACAGCUUGUCGAAUCGGUAGAACUUUAAUGGGCGUCGGAGUGAAUCCUAAUAGUAACAUGGGCCUUGCAGUCAUCAACUUGGGCGUGUGCAAUUUACCACCUACGUUCAGGACUGACAUAGCAAAUAAAAUGCUGGCACACAUCGAACAGUAUAAAGGUGCAUGGUUACAGAGGCACUUGCCACAAGGCCUGCAGAGUUCAUUACUAGUGUUGACCAGUGCUCUGCACAGAUUUGUCCCAGAGCCUUGAGUUAUCGUCAUCUAGACUAUACAGUUCCUACGAGGUAAAGCAAUGUAAACGUCACAGAGAAUAUUACCCUAAUCUAUGAAACACUUGAGAAAAAUUUACGAAAUCCUGAAGCAACUCUGUUUUUUAAUUGACAAGUUAACCAGCUGUUAUAAAAAAUUAUUUGAGACGUCGACAACUCACAGUUCACCAUGGGAAUUGAUGCAUCUUACCCAAUGCGGUAUUAUUUAUUAAAGACUGUUAAGUAGGUAAACUUUAAAAAGCAAGCAAAGAUUGUACAGCGGUACGAAGCCUUUAUGUACAAAUUAGUAAUGAUAGAUACAACCUAAUUAGUAUUAAAGGAUUCGAUCCGUGUUAAGCAAAACAGUGAUGUUAAUACUUUGACAAAGUAAUAUUAUUGGAUCGGUACAGUCAACAUGUACGUUUAGAUGGAACACUCAUAGAUGUGUUCACAGCUUCAGUAUUUUGUUUAGUAAUUUUCGAUUGUAUAAAUAUACUGAAGAGGGUAAUCUUAAACAUUAUUACUGAUUACUGAAUAAAAAGGUAGGACUAUCAAUGUAUAAAGACUAAUUAGUAGAUCCGCAGCAUUUAGUGCGUAGAAAAUAUUCUUUUUUAAGCAAUCCAUAUUGGCCGUUUACUGCUUUGUAAGGCAAUUUUAGCGAUGGAACGCAAAAUAUAGUCUGAGAAACGAUA